Monosiga brevicollis MX1 is the source of this 648-nucleotide messenger RNA. RefSeq lists its product as uncharacterized. The record is from RefSeq and is a predicted model, not a curated record. Gene Ontology annotation, cellular component: nucleus; cyclin/CDK positive transcription elongation factor complex. The transcript is spliced from 3 exons. NCBI's taxonomy places the organism in Eukaryota, Choanoflagellata, Craspedida, Salpingoecidae. Gene Ontology annotation, biological process: positive regulation of DNA-templated transcription, elongation; regulation of transcription by RNA polymerase II. Bases 1 to 648 code for a protein of 215 amino acids. Gene Ontology annotation, molecular function: cyclin-dependent protein serine/threonine kinase activator activity.
AUGACGACAGCGCGUGCGCUGUUGGCGGCGGAGCAGCUCGCGGACAGUCCCUCGCGCAGGGAUGACAUCUCCGCGGAGAAGGAGGCUCGGUAUCGCCGCGAGGGUGCCGUCUUUAUUCGCCAAAUGGCCCAGGAGCUUGACAUCACAGCGGCCAACACCAUCGCCACCUGCAUAUGGCUCUUUCAUCGCUUCUAUGUCAAGCAUUCUUUCAAAAACUAUAAUCGCUGGAACGUGGCUGGUGGAUGCUUCUUCGCCGGUCUCAAGGCUGAAGAGCAACCAAAACGCUGCAAGCAAGUGGUUCCCGUCUUUGCACAAUUAAAGGCCCGCCGAGCCGGCCAGCCCUUUGACAACUCGGAAAAGGUUGGCCUGUCGGCACGCCUCGGCUGUACCGAACCAACGCCUGCACCAACGCUGCCAACUCACACAUCUCUGGUGGCGUGCUGCGCCCGUGUGCCAAAGCAGCAAUAUUUGGAGCAGCGCGAGCGCUUACUGGCAUUUGAGCGAUUCGUCCUUCAAGAGCUCGAGUUUGACUUGCAUGUCGACCACCCCUUCCCAAUCUUGUUCGACCUCGCCCAGCGCCUCGAGUCGGGUUGGUCCUGUUUCAAACGGUCAUCUGGUCGCUACAACCUGUGUGUCCCCUUAUUUUAA